This is a messenger RNA of Coregonus clupeaformis (lake whitefish), 460 nucleotides long. Its product is annotated as F-box only protein 5-like. The record is from RefSeq and is a predicted model, not a curated record. Gene Ontology annotation, cellular component: nucleus. NCBI's taxonomy places the organism in Eukaryota, Metazoa, Chordata, Actinopteri, Salmoniformes, Salmonidae. Gene Ontology annotation, biological process: negative regulation of meiotic nuclear division; regulation of mitotic nuclear division.
ACACGAGACGCCGCCCUGUCCCGGGUUGUAAUGACCUGUAUGCAGAGGGUAGCUUCAACCCCUUAUCCAUAAGUCUAGCUAUAGGAUGCUCUCCCAGAGAGAAGGCACACCGUCGCUGUACUGCUCCCAGCAAUCUCGCUUCAGAGAAUACCAAGCGGCUGCCAGUUUGCUGAAGCAGCACGAGUCGCUGAAGCCCUGUAAGCGCUGCGGCUCUCCUGCCAAGCACAACGCAGAUGCCAUGAGGGCCACCUGUACCCGCCUCAGCUGUGCCUUUGACUUCUGCACCCUGUGCCAGGCCCUUUAUGGCUCCUCAGCCUGCCACACAGGGCUGGCCCGGGGGCCUAGCAGCUCCAGAGCCAUCCUCAUCGGCAGCGCUCGCAGCAAGAGGAACGUCAGGCGCCUGUGAGAUCAACGCCGCCCUGGAUGAAGACUCAAUAACGCACCUUUUUUAAAAACCAAC